Anolis sagrei ordinatus is the source of this 2034-nucleotide messenger RNA. It is a transcript of the gene CIMAP3, whose product is annotated as ciliary microtubule associated protein 3. The record is from RefSeq and is a predicted model, not a curated record. Gene Ontology annotation, biological process: regulation of cell projection organization. Gene Ontology annotation, molecular function: cytoskeletal protein binding. Lineage: Eukaryota; Metazoa; Chordata; Lepidosauria; Squamata; Anolidae.
AUGCCAACGCCAGCUUCCUCAGCCCCGCGCCGCUCCCUCCUUCCGGGCCACGAGAUCAGGAAGUACAGCCUCCCUCAGUUUCCAUGGCAACAGAAGGGCGCCGCGCACGCCAAAGGAGUCCUAGGCAUGAUUUCGGGGCAGCGGCAGCUCGCCUGGGAGCUCACAGAGGCGCAAAAACGGAACUCGUUCGGAUCAUGCCAGGAGCGGGAAGUUUUCCCUUUUUCUUAUGCUCCAGACCGCUUGGGCAAUGAGUAUGUCCCCAUUAAAGGUCAUCCCAAUCGCGGACCUGGGGCUUAUAACAAUGCAGAGAGAAACACCCUUAUAUAUAAUCUGGCUCACAGACCGGUGAGCAUUAAGGGUUACAGCAUGGGAGCAAGAACAAAUCCACGUUUUAGAAUCAUUGGCAAGCAUGUGGUUCCUGACCCUACAGUCUACCAAGGGGAUCACAGCAAAGAGCAAAAGCGCCAGCCUGCAUUUGCUCCAUUUGGCAGACGCUCACCACGAUUUUCAGACUACCUUCUGCCCAAAGAGUGUUUCCCUGGACCUGGAACCUAUGAUCCAGACCGGUUGCCACACAAGCAUGUCACUUGGCCAGGGAGAUUUGGGCCUCCAGAUUGGGCAUUAAUACCAAUGCCAGAAAAAAGAACUUUCAAAGCUGAGCUGCUUACAGACAAAGAAUUCAAGAAGCACCGGAACCUGGUGGCAUACCUGAGCCUAUACUACAGUGACUGAUCCUUUUGACUUGAGUCUUUCCUGUCCUGUAUAUUUAACCACUCAUUUUCCCUUUUGCUGCUUACAAAAAUGUUCUUAAUUUUAUUCAGUAGGCUGCUUCAUAAAGCUCUUCUGAAUGUAUCACACCUUCCUAAUUUGAUUGUCUGGUUAAAAGUAUUCACUGAUUUUAUAUAAAAUAUUCACAACCAUAGAGCUUGUAAGAUACCAUCAGAAGUCAGGAUGGUGGUGAUUUGCAGUUGCUGUGCCAACCCUUCAGUUUCUUUUCCACAAAAUACAGAAGUCAGUCCUACUGUUUGCUGUCAGGGUAGGCAAACACUGAUCAGUGCUCAGGUACCCAUUUAUUCAUUCUUAUUUUGUGUGCCAAUUUUAAAAUACCUUGCCAACACAUUGAAGCUUGAAGUUGAGGUCACAGUGCCCAUAAAAUACAUGCCAGAGGUGUUACUGGAACAAAACAACCUGGUGAGGUACCAGGAUCACCUGCUUCACCUCCUUAGCCAUCUCCCCUCUUAACUCUUUUACUGCUGAAAAAUAUGCAUUCCUCUCUAUACACACAUAAACACAAAUUGCUUUCCCUCUUGGCUGGGCAAAUGGCACAGGAUUGCUUCAUAUCUAGUUCCCCGGAAAACAUGAUUCCCAUUGUGAGAGGGAUUCUGAUGUUUUGUUUUCUCUUCCUCCUUUAGCAGCUGUGAAGUGGAGAUGUUUUUACUUGCAAAGUUCUUGGUGAUGUCCAAACAUGAAUUAGGAACAAGCCAAGAAACCAUGGUUUGAUCCAACUUUACUUGUGUUUAACCACAGCUCAAAUACUUCAUAAUUAUCCAAACCCUGACAUCACAAUUCAUUUAAAAUUGAAAGCAGAUCUAUCUGAAGGGAAAUGGGAUAUAGAGUGUAUGUGAUUUGAACAUGCAAGGCCAAGCCUCUCCAUGACUUGCUUUCAUAUAAGGAACCCAUUGGUUUUUUUCUGUUAUGUAUGACCUAAGACAGAUGCACUGUACUAGGAGCAUAGAUUUGCAAUCCCCACCUGAAAAAAGCAUCCAGCAUAAGAUAAUUUUCAUGGGAAACCUUGUAGACUUAUCCAUACAGUCUAUUCCUUGUGUCUAUCUUUACUGUGGGAAGAAACGCAUAGGAGAUGUGCUGUUAUGUUCAUAUUGCAUUGCUUGAGGCUUAGAACUAGACUACAUCAAUCUGUGAGCUACUGCUGCUUCUUUCACUGUAAAAAAUACUUUCACAUUUGGAUUGGCCUAAUUUUUCUCCUGUUCAGCACAACAAGUUUUGUUAUUGAUGUUUUGUCAUUUUUUUCUUUGU